AUGUGGGAGCCGCGGGGCGCGGCGGUGAGGGCGGCGGCGGCGGCCCUGCUGCUCGGGGCCGGCGCCUGCUACUGCCUGUGGCGGCUGGCGGCGGGCGGGCGGCGGGGGCGGCGAGCAGCGGCCGAGCGGGGCCCGCCGGCAGACAGCAGUCCUCCAGUGUCAACCCAUACCAUGGAUGUGGAUGCUCUACAGAAACUUAUUCAUUUGCUCCAGGCCACAGAUGAUCCAUUAAUUCAAGAGCAAGCUUUAAUCACUCUCAGCAACAGUGCUGCCUUCUCUGUAAAUCAAGAUAUAAUCCGAAAUUUGGAUGGUCUUUCUGUUAUUGGAGGGAUGCUCUCCAACUGCGUUCCCAAAGUUAAAGAAAAAGCACUGAAUGCACUUAAUAACUUGAGUAUGAAUAUUAAAAAUCAGGAAGAGAUACAGGUAUUUAUUACACAAGUUUGUGGGACUGUUGAGUCAGCUCCCCUGAACUCUGAUGUGCAGCUAGCUGGACUCAGGCUGUUGACAAAUAUGUCUGUUACCAAUGACUACCACCAAAAGAUGAUAAACUCCAUUCCAUGCUUUCUUCAUUUGCUUUCAGAAGGAACUGAAAGGACACAGAUUCAAGUUUUGAAAGUACUUGUGAACUUAUCUGCAAACCCAGCCAUGACAAGACAUCUUCUCAGAGCUCAAGUGCCAUCAUUGGUGUCACUUUUUGACAACUGUGUAAACAGAGAUAUUCUGGUUCGAGCCCUGGCGUUUGCAGCCAACUUGAAAAAGAACAUGAAGGAUGAAGAAGGCACCAAGAUUGAGGAAUACAGUGAAGACUCCAUUUUCUUCACACUCUGCAGGGACUCUGCCCCAUUUGCUCAGAGACUGGCAUCUUUGCUGCAUCACCCUGACACAGAAGUGAAAGAACAAGUUGUGAGAAUAUUAACACAAUAGUGUUGUUUUCUUAUACAGACUGACCUGGUGAAAAUAUCUAAUCUUGGCAAUGCUAGGCUAAGAAAGCCUGCAGCAAGUAAACAAUACAACAAUGAUGGAAUAAAAAAAAGCCCUAAAUACUAUCAGAUAUUUUUUACAAGCAAGAGAAAAGCAACAGCUUAAUUAUUACUGAUAAACCACUGCACAGUUGCUACAUUUAUGCAAUGGAGGCAAACAGUUUAAAACAUGAAAACAUUUAUAUAUAAAAUGAAUGAGUGAAGUGAAUGAAAGUAUCCCUUGCAAUGUCAAAGACCUUUUUUUUU
Molecule: messenger RNA, 1226 nt
Organism: Melozone crissalis (California towhee)
Lineage: Eukaryota; Metazoa; Chordata; Aves; Passeriformes; Passerellidae
Gene: ARMC10
Product: armadillo repeat containing 10
Exons: 6
Coding region: 1-924 (307 amino acids)
Cellular component (GO): mitochondrion
Molecular function (GO): protein binding
Source: RefSeq, a predicted model, not a curated record